GCCUAUAAAUAUCAGAGAAACUGCUAAUUAGUCAGGGUAAUCGUUCAUACAGAAAACUCUUAUUUCUAUUAUAUUCUCGUCUUUUUCUCUUCUGCUUAAGAACCAUGAUAACACCAACUCUCUCCACCGCUUCACUCUCCGGUGUUCGGCUCUCCUCCGUCGUUCCGGCGGAGGUAACCAGCGACAAGGAAGACCAUAAACUAACAAAUAUAGAUUUGGCCUUGAAGCUCCACUACAUUAGAGGUGUGUACUUUUUCACAGCCGAAGCAGUGCAAGGUCUCACGAUUUAUGAGUUGAAGAAGCCAAUGUUUCCGUGGCUUGCUCAAUACUACACCGUUUCAGGGAGAAUACGAAGAUCUGAAAACGGCGGACGACCUUUCAUCAAGUGUAACGAUGGCGGUGUACGUAUUGUUGAAGCUUAUUGUGACAAAACUAUAGAGGAAUUGAUGACGGCAAUUGCGAAAAAUCAUGAAGAUCACAGCAGAUUUCUCGUUCACGAUCAAGUUCUCGGUCCUGAUUUAGGAUUCUCUCCUCUGGUUUAUAUACAG
Jatropha curcas is the source of this 548-nucleotide messenger RNA. Lineage: Eukaryota; Viridiplantae; Streptophyta; Magnoliopsida; Malpighiales; Euphorbiaceae. The record is from RefSeq and is a predicted model, not a curated record.